Symbiodinium natans is the source of this 960-nucleotide messenger RNA. The record is from the annotation of a GenBank genome assembly. Lineage: Eukaryota; Dinophyceae; Suessiales; Symbiodiniaceae.
AUGGCCGUGCCUUCUUUGCAAGCCCGCGUGGCGUGCCGACUGCUCCGGCAACCCGAGGAAGGCGACCUCGUGCUCGGGGGUAGCAGCGACCCUAAACGGCCCAUCUUCCAGCGGAGCCGCUGCAAGCAGGAGGCUGUCAACGUCGGCCUCGGUGGACUGGAGAACUCCGUGAGCUUUGGCAAUAGCGUUCGCUUCAGUCAAGCCGGGGGGCAAGCACAAGACGCCAAAGACCGGGCGAUCCUGGUGCAGACCGCCGGCAAUGUGGAAGCCCUGCUCAGUGCAGGCCUUUCGCUGCGGGCGCCUCUCGACAAGGAGUCGCUGAAUCCCGGGGCUUUCGGGGAGAACCUCUUCCUCGACUCGGGGCUGAGUUCCGAGACUCUCUGUGUGGGCGACGAGCUUGAAUGCUGGCGCAAUGACGCGCAGCAGCCCUUGCGGCUGCAGGUUUCCAGCCCUCGCCUCCCUUGCCAAAAAGUGGACCAAAUGCUUGGGAAGACCUUCACUGCAGAUGGUGUGCGCGCCCACUGUGCCCGGACAGGAAGGGCUGGGUUCUUCUUGCGCACGCUGGUUCCUGGGGACCUGCGAGAAGGGGACAUCUUGCAGCUGGCAGCGCGGCCCAACCCGGACUGGACUCUUUCCCGCGUCAGCUCCCUGAUGUACGGCAACCGCAAGGUGGUUAUGGAGUACAGCAUGCGUGGCCGAGAAGCUGCCAAAAACGGACACACCCCGGUCAUAUCGAAGGAGGAGUUCAUGGGCACGGAGCAAGAACUUCGCGAGCUCGCUGCCCUACCCGAGCUCAGCAUCUUUGAAUGGAAGGAGUACGCCGUCCGUGCACUGGAUGGGGCUCCCAUCGGCCGGUACCGGCGCAGACAGUCCCUGGCCCUUCCGCUUGUCCUGACGCUUGGCGUCGCUGCAACACUUGCCGUGGCCCUGAUUGUACAGCGCCGGAGCACUGCCAAGUGA